AUGACGGCAGGAAUCCCACGUGAGCGCUCAUGGCGUCUCGGAGGUUCGGGCCGUCAGAGGCGGACAGCGUGGCCACGCCGCCACGGCUGCUUGAACACGACUAUCAACUCGCGUCUGUCACUCCUUCCCUCAUCCCCAUCCCCUGAGUAUGAUCACGAACGACCAACUCUAUUUCAUCGCCAACACGCUGGGCUCACUGGCCAUGAUCACCGUGGUCGCGUACCACUUCAUUGCGGACAUGAAGGGCUAUUGGCAAAGGGUGGUAGCACAGGAGUUAGGCGCAUAGCGCUAGAGAUACGGCCCCCUUGCUGUGUAUUUUAUCCCAUUAUAUGGAUUGUGCUACGGCAUAUUAUGCUGCGCAAUGCAAACCGUGGCGUGAAGAUGGGCCGCUGA
Peniophora sp. CBMAI 1063 is the source of this 393-nucleotide messenger RNA. The record is from the annotation of a GenBank genome assembly. NCBI's taxonomy places the organism in Eukaryota, Fungi, Basidiomycota, Agaricomycetes, Russulales, Peniophoraceae.